Molecule: messenger RNA, 1349 nt
Organism: Manihot esculenta (cassava)
Lineage: Eukaryota; Viridiplantae; Streptophyta; Magnoliopsida; Malpighiales; Euphorbiaceae
Product: UPF0481 protein At3g47200
Exons: 2
Coding region: 37-1308 (423 amino acids)
Source: RefSeq, a predicted model, not a curated record
CGGAGGGUGAGAUAGUUACAUGCUUCAAAUUAACAAAUGGCGAUUGAAGACUGCGUAACGAUUUGGAUUAAUGAAAAGCUUACAGGUGAAUCUCCUGUAUUCUCAGAUCAUUGCAUUUUCAAAGUGCCAAAGGAACUACGGAGCGUGAAUGAAGAGGCAUAUGAACCGCAACUAAUUGCAAUUGGUCCUUAUCACCAUGGAAAAGAUCAUUUACUUGCCAUGGAAGAUCACAAAAUACGGUAUCUUCAAAGCCUCCUUCAACGAAGUGCUCAGAAAGAUGUGUCAAGGUAUGUGCAGACCAUAAGAAGUUUGGAAGAAAGAGCUCGUAAAUGUUAUGCAGAGCCUUUAAGCUUUGACCAUGAUGAAUUCGUUGAAAUGAUGCUUAUUGAUGGUUGCUUUAUUAUUGAGUUUAUAUGCAAAUUGAAACAAAAUGAUAAAGAAGACCCUCUUUUAAGAUCUAAUCAUAUGUUGACUAGAUGCAAGCUGGACCUGCUAUUGCUUGAAAAUCAACUUCCAUUCUUCAUACUACGGGAGUUGCUUGUCACAAGCAAUGUGAUUCCGGACCAAGAAAGCACCUUCAUUGCAGUGAUUUUGAAAACCUAUGAAAGUUUUCUACUAGGCCCAUUGUGUAAUUCAAGUCGCGCAUACACUCCAGAAAAUAUUAUACAAAUCAAGAACCUACUGGGAUUAUUGCACGACCACUGGCAACCUUCCCCUGCAAGACUAGAGGCUCAUAAGAAAAUGGGACAAGCCAAGGAAAGAUGUUUUACGCGCUGUGCCACAGAGCUCAAAGAUGCCGGGAUUAAGUUUAAGAGUGCUGUUGAGAGAAAUAACUUGUUCGAUAUAGAUUUUGUAAACAACACAAUUAAAAUCCCAGAAAUACGAAUUGAAGAUAACACAGAGUGUGUCUUGCGAAAUCUCAUAGCCUACGAGCAGUUGACCUCUUCCACGAGUCCAAAAUACUUCACUGAUUACAUGGUAUUCAUGGAUAGGCUCAUCAAUUCUAAAAGGGAUGUGGAGCUACUUUGUCCCCAGGGGAUCAUUGAUAACUGGAAGGGAGACGAUGAAAGCAUUGCUAUUCUAUUCAACAAGCUUGGGGAACAAGUCUUCUAUGGAGGGAAUCUCUACACGGAUAUAGUGAACAAUAUAAACGAGCAUUGCAAGAAACGAAGGAAUCUGUGGAUGGCCAAGUUUAGGCACGAUUAUUUUCAAAGCCCAUGGUCUUUCAUUUCUGUUUUGGCUGCUAUCAUGCUACUCCUUCUCGCUAUGACUCAAACUGUUUAUUCAGUUCUUUCUUAUUAUAAGUAAAUUGUCAAUGUAACUUAUUCAUUUUGUUGUGGCAUUUGUUU